AUGGCUCGUUCGGGGAAGUCAUCCUUCUCUCACAUAUUCACGGGAGUCUUGCUGGCUACAGUAAUUCUACCAGAGUUCCUCCUGGCCGUUCCGGUGACCCGACGCUUUAAGGAAGAUGGUACCGAGAGAGCAGAUGCCGCAGCGACUUCCAGAAGACUCGUCCGCAACAGGAGAAACAUCAGCUGGUACAAGCAACAUUCCGAUUUCUGGAACUGGUACAAGCUUUUCAGCGAUUCGGGCAACCAGGAUGGCGUUGCACAGCUAGACCGGGUGUAUCUGGCGUACCUGCAGAACAAGAACCGGGCCGAGGCUCAGAGCUCCUACAAGCUCUACCUCCAGCACCUUGGUGAGAUCUACAAGUCAUGUGCUGAGACGGACGACCCGAACUGUGUGGCGUCCUACACGAGCCGGCAGAAGGCUAGUACCGAGCCCCCAAAACCUGCGGCUGUUAGGUCUUGCGACCCCUACAGGGAUCCGUAUUGUCUCCAGUCUAGGGGAUAUGCGUUGUAUCCGUACAUGGUCCCUUCGUCUGUCAGGUCUCCUGCUCCUGCCCCUGCUCCUGCCCCGGUCAAAACACCAGCUUAUAUCCAAGCGCCAAGUUCAGGCUAUCAGUAUUAUGCCCCCAUGGCCCAGUCGUUCCUAUCGUCUGAGCAAAAAGCCGAGCUGCUGCACAUCUGUGGACCUGAUGACGUGGAGUGCUUGCAGUACCAUCUGCGCGGUGCUUACGGCCACAAGCCUGCUGGUGCGCCGGCCCCAUCCUAUGCCCACCUGGGCUGCGACCCCAAGAGCGACCCAUAUUGCAAGCCUCAGCAGGCUCAGAAGACUCCAGUCGGUAUGUACCUCCGCUACCCCAACUGUGACCCGCGCGUUGACCCGUAUUGUGCAUACUCUCUUUCUCAAAGGGCAGAGGCACCAUCCGCUCCACUUUCCUCUGACAGGAUGUGCAACCCGCUCAUCGACGAGAACUGCAACCCUCUGACGGCUACCAGGUUCGCCAGCUUUGCCUCUUCCUCUAAGGAUCCCAAUGAUGACCCAACUUCAGGACAGCCCAGCCACCGUUACGAUCCUUACAGCAUGUACCAAAAUGCCGCAGCUUCCAGAUCCCCUUCCACCCCCCAGUUGCCACAGUACCUUCAGCCUCCCAGUAUGGAAGAGAACUCCCACCCAUACGGACCCCCUGGCAAGACCAAGGAGGGCUAUGACUGCUUCAUAGGCUACGAUGCAGAGUGUUACCCAGUGGGAUCCCACAACAUGCCCAGCUCCGCUCCAAGCAGGCACGUGCCUCACCCCGCCGAGGCCUACGUGCCCCACCUGAACGAUCCCGGCACAAGAACCGGCGUGAUCGAGCCCGAUCCCGACUGCGACCCGGAGUACGACAGGAACUGCCGUCUGCGGCGCUACGAACCCGAGGCUGAGAGGUCGGAGCUGCCUGCUCCUCACAAAGAGCAGGAGCGGGAGCACAGAGAAGAACCUCAGGAUAGAGAGGACCACCAGGAGAACCAGGGUUAUGACCAGCAGUACGACCGCUACAUGAGCGGCCAGGAGGAUCCCUACGCCACGUACGGCCCGCCUGACCAAAGUGCCGUCAGCUUCCAGGACAUGCUAAGGGCUUUUGGGGGUCGAGUUCCUGGCCAGGAUGACUAUCGUGGCUACACAGGAGACUACAAGAAGAAAUAG
Trichomycterus rosablanca is the source of this 1677-nucleotide messenger RNA. It is a transcript of the gene and1, whose product is annotated as actinodin1. The coding region runs from base 1 to 1677 and encodes 558 amino acids. Lineage: Eukaryota; Metazoa; Chordata; Actinopteri; Siluriformes; Trichomycteridae. The record is from RefSeq and is a predicted model, not a curated record. The transcript is spliced from 4 exons.